GCACAGAAUAUAAUCUCUCUCUCUCUCUCUCUCUCUCUCUCUCUCUCUCUCAACAUUUGCUUUACGUUGUUGCUUGUACGCUUCUUCACUUUGGUAGAAGAAAAUAGUAAAUACUACUUCCUUUUGCAUGUUUUCUAUUUUACAGAUCAUCACUCUUACACACUUUCAUAAAGAUAUUAUAUUGCGUUGUUUCUCCACUUUCUUCCCCCGUUUCUUUUCCGUUUUCUCUACGUGGCAAGAUUUUCUAUAAACUAAUCUGUAAUAAUUUGAAAUCUUGGCAUUUGUUGAUACUUUAAACUAUAUAUCAGGCCGAAAAAGAAAAAAAAAGCGUGAAAGGACGCAGAAAAAAACAUGGCCGGAGGAGGAGGAGCGGCGGCACCACCACCAAAACAAGACGAAUUGCACCCACAUCCGGUCAAAGAUCAACUCCCCGGAGUUUCUUAUUGCAUUACUAGCCCACCUCCCUGGCCUGAGGCAAUACUGCUUGCUUUCCAACACUACCUUGUGAUGCUUGGUACAACUGUUCUCAUACCCUCCUUUUUAGCUCCCCAAAUGGGAGGUGGAAAUGAAGAGAAAGCUCUAAUGAUUCAGACACUACAGUUUGUUGCCGGUCUGAACACAUUAACUCAGACACUAUUCGGAACUCGGUUACCUUCUGUUAUCGGAGGCUCUUACACAUUUGUGCCAGCUACUUUGUCGAUUGUCUUGGCCGGUCGAUAUAGCUCAAUUUUGGACCCUCACGAGAAAUUCGUUAGGAUUAUGAGAGGAAUUCAGGGUGCUAUGAUCGUGGCUUCCGUUCUUCAGGUCGUUCUUGGAUUCAGCGGCUUUUGGCGAAACGUGACCAGGUUCAUGAGCCCUCUUUCGGCAGUUCCAUUGGUAGCGCUCACCGGAUUUGGACUAUACGAAUUAGGCUUUCCUCUGGUAACGAAAUGUGUGGAAAUCGGACUACCUCAACUUAUCUUACUAGUGAUAUUUUCACAGUACUUGCCACAUGUGAUGAAAGGGGGUAGAAACGUCUUUGAUCGAUUUGCUGUGUUAUUUUCGGUUGCCGUUGUUUGGAUAUACGCACAUUUACUCACCGUUGGAGGAGCGUACAAGCAUGCUCCCGAUGCAACUCAAUCGAGCUGCAGAACUGACAAAGCUGGAAUCAUAAGUGCUGCUCCUUGGAUCAGAGUACCGUACCCGUUUCAAUGGGGUGCUCCUACUUUCAACGCCGGAGAAUCUUUCGCCAUGAUGGCAACUUCUUUCGUGGCUCUCGUUGAGUCGACCGGAGCUUUUAUUGCUGUGUCGAGGUAUGCAAGUGCAACUCCUAUCCCACAUUCUGUUCUUAGCCGUGGUGUCGGAUGGCAGGGUAUGGGGAUACUAUUGUCCGGAAUUUUCGGAACCGGAACAGGAUCAUCGGUAUCUAUUGAAAAUGCCGGUUUGCUUGGGCUAACACGAGUCGGAAGCCGUAGAGUGAUACAAAUAUCUGCAGCUUUUAUGAUAUUUUUCUCAAUACUUGGAAAAUUCGGAGCUGUCUUCGCUUCGAUCCCUUCACCAAUAGUAGCUGCAUUGUAUUGCCUUCUAUUUGCCUAUGUUGGCGUUGGAGGGCUCGGUUUCCUGCAAUUCUGUAACUUAAACAGCUUCAGGACAACAUUCAUCAUCGCAUUCUCGAUCUUCAUGGGAUUAUCCGUACCUCAAUACUUCAACGAGUACCUAUCCGUGAAUAAAUUCAGCCCCGUUCACACCAACGCUCGAUGGUUUAAUGAUAUGAUAAACGUGCCAUUGUCGUCGAAACCGUUUGUUGCGGGAAUUUUAGCGUUGAUUUUGGAUGUGACGUUGCCGCCAAAAGACGGUGGUACGAGGAAAGAUCGAGGGAUGCAAUGGUGGGAUAAAUUUAGGUCUUAUAAAACAGAUACUAGGAGUGAAGAGUUGUAUUCUCUGCCUCUUAAUCUCAAUAAGUUCUUCCCUUCUGUUUAGUUUGAGAUUCAAGUGUGUGUGUGUGUUUUAAUUUUAUUUUGGAUAAAUAAAAGAAAAAUUAAAUUGGCUACUCUUUUUUAUUUAUUUUUAUUUUAGAGAUGAAACAAAGUGUUGUUCAAUGAAUUUGAAAUGAGGUGUGGUUUGGUCUGCCA
This is a messenger RNA of Erythranthe guttata (spotted monkey flower), 2111 nucleotides long. Its product is annotated as nucleobase-ascorbate transporter 7. Lineage: Eukaryota; Viridiplantae; Streptophyta; Magnoliopsida; Lamiales; Phrymaceae. Gene Ontology annotation, molecular function: transmembrane transporter activity. Gene Ontology annotation, cellular component: membrane. The record is from RefSeq and is a predicted model, not a curated record. Gene Ontology annotation, biological process: transmembrane transport.